AUGUCCUCAGAGGAGCGUCAGAGAAGCAGAGUCAUACUCUUUGAACGAGGAGUGACGACAGUGCCAUUCGAAGAUGAUAAUGGGACGACAUAUCAAAGAAGAGUUCAUUCGUUCCGUAUUCCUUCCCUUAUUGACGUGGAUGGUGUGAUGGUCGCCAUCGGUGACGCCCGCUAUAAUACGUCUAACGACAACUCCUUUAUCGAGACGGUGGUAAAGUUCAGUGCGGACAAUGGGAAAACGUGGGAAACACAAAUUGCAGUAAAGAACACUCGUGUGAGUAACGUUUCUCGUGUGGUGGACCCUACAGUCAUCGUAAAGGGGAACAAGAUUUACGUUCUUGUGGCAAGAUACAACAAUUCGACCAAGAACUGGGGUCAGCACUAUGAUGGCAAGGAUUGGGAGCCUGUGUUUUCUGUUGGUGAGGUUAAGAAGACAGCGAUAAAUGGCAAGGUGAAUGCAACGAUUACAUGGACCGAUCCUGUCUCACUAAAAUCUAUUUUCCCUGAAGAGAUUGCAGGAGGGCCAUCAAAGCAAUUCCUUGGGGGUGUAGGGGUUUCUAUUGUAACAACGAACGGUGCUCUUGUGUUCCCAGUCCAGGCAAUGAGUUCAAUUAGGAGGACCACUGCAAUGAUUAUGUAUUCCAAAGACGAUGGUGAGACAUGGAAGUUCGCAAACGGUAUCACUGCACUGGAUUGCACUGAAUCUUCUAUUGUUGAGUGGGAAGGGAAGCUCAUCAUGAACAGUCGCGUUGACAUUGGCUACCGCAAAGUCUUUGAGUCCACAGACCUGGGGGAGACAUGGAAAGAAGCUGUUGGAAUACUCUCCCGAGUAUGGGGCAACUCACCAUCACGUAAAGGACCUGGUAGCCAGAUUCCUUUCAUUCCUGUAACGAUUAAGGGGAGCGUGUGA
Molecule: messenger RNA, 909 nt
Organism: Trypanosoma theileri
Lineage: Eukaryota; Euglenozoa; Kinetoplastea; Trypanosomatida; Trypanosomatidae
Product: trans-sialidase-like protein
Exons: 1
Coding region: 1-909 (302 amino acids)
Biological process (GO): ganglioside catabolic process; oligosaccharide catabolic process
Cellular component (GO): intracellular membrane-bounded organelle; membrane; cytoplasm
Molecular function (GO): exo-alpha-sialidase activity
Source: RefSeq, a predicted model, not a curated record